Messenger RNA from Hibiscus syriacus, 730 nucleotides. RefSeq names its product cysteine desulfurase 1, chloroplastic-like. The record is from RefSeq and is a predicted model, not a curated record. Lineage: Eukaryota; Viridiplantae; Streptophyta; Magnoliopsida; Malvales; Malvaceae. The coding region runs from base 213 to 554 and encodes 113 amino acids. The transcript has 3 exons.
CGUAAUCCAGACAAGACACUCCUCAGAAAAAUAAAAAUUGCAAAGGGAAAAUAACUAUUCAAGGUUUUCAGCCUUAGUAAUUUAUAUUUUACGUAAUAUAACGGCAUAUUCUGUUCUUGCUCUUCAACCUGAUUAGAUUUGAGGCUGGGACACCUGCAAUCGUUGAGGCAAUUGGAUUAGGGGCUGCAAUUGAUUACUUGUCUGGGAUUGGUAUGCAGAAGAUUCACGACUAUGAGAUGGAGCUGGCCAAUUAUUUAUACGAAAAACUUUGUUCUGUUCCGAAUAUUCGGAUCUAUGGUCCAAAGCCUUCUGAAAACAUUCACCGUGCUGCUCUUUGUUCUUUCAACGUCGAGAAUAUUCACCCUACAGAUCUUGCAACUUUCCUUGACCAACAGCAUGGGGUGGCUAUCAGAUCAGGUCACCAUUGUGCUCAGCCUCUCCAUCGCCACCUAGGAGUCAACGCGAGCGCACGGGCAAGCCUUUAUUUCUACAAUACCAAAGAAGAUGUUGAUGAGUUCAUCCGGUCGCUCAGUGACACGGUCAGCUUCAAGUAGCCAAGUUGUUUUCCACAUAGUAUCGUGUCUACCAUUCCUGUGUACUACAUGAAAGCUUAUGGCGAGUACAUGUUACACAGUUAAUCAAAUUUACAAGUGUUUGGUCUGUUUGGUGUUUGAGAAAUUAUUGUGUAACAAGUCGGUCAACACAUGCCCAGAAUCUAUACAUUUUUUUC